This is a messenger RNA of Helicoverpa armigera (cotton bollworm), 953 nucleotides long. RefSeq names its product allergen Tha p 1 (gene CSP8). The transcript has 3 exons. The record is from RefSeq and is a predicted model, not a curated record. Lineage: Eukaryota; Metazoa; Arthropoda; Insecta; Lepidoptera; Noctuidae. The coding region runs from base 165 to 536 and encodes 123 amino acids.
CCAACUCGUCAGCGGUUUUGGUUAAUAGGUAUCAAUGCUGACUGGUUUCUUAUCAUAAUUCGUAAGAUGUUCAGUUAAAAUCCUAGUGAUAUAUAAAGAGGUACUGUGACACUUAUAUCAUAGUUGUUGUCAGGACACGGAAGUUUCACGUUUUAUAGCUCAUCAUGAAGUCCCUUCUAUUCCUGUGUUUAUUAAUCGCCGCUGUGUGGGCGCGCCCAGAAACAUAUGACACUCGAUAUGAUGACUUUGAUGCGGAGACCCUGGUGGAGAAUGUUCGGCUACUGAAGGCAUAUGGCCAUUGCUUCCUCGGCACCGGACCUUGCACUCCUGAGGGAAGUGACUUCAAGAAAACCAUCCCCGACGCUCUAAGAACCGGCUGCGGCAAAUGCACAGCCAAGCAGCGCCAUCUAAUUCGCGUCGUGGUCCAAGGCUUCCGAUCCAAGACUCCAGACCUAUGGCAACAGCUCGUCAAGAAGGAAGACCCUAAUGGCCAAUACAAGGAAAUUUUCACUAGGUUCCUGAACGGAUCCGACUAAAUAAUACCAAAGAGAUGUAAUGCCAAGGAGGUUCUUCUCCCGUACACUGCAAACUUUUAGUCGGCCGACGUUUUAACGAUCAGGUAUCGGACUACUUAAAAGUUUGAUUGCAUUUACAUGCCAGCCAUCGGAUCAACUAUAGGCCGACAAUUUAGCAGUGUGCGGGGGCUCGUUACGAAAAUGCAUCUUGUGCAUUUAUGCAGUGCCAAGUGCUAAUUUUGACAUGUCUGUGCGAAAAUUGUAUUAUCUCAUUUUCGUAUAGAUAAACAUUUUGGCUUACCUUGGCUUGAUUGACAUCGUCUGGGCAAAUAAAACGUAGGUCCGUGUUUACGUUACUAUUUUGUUAAACAUCACAUUAAUUAAUUAUAAGCUUUUGUACUAACUUAAUUUGUAAAGACAAUUACUUAAUCCUAUUGU